This is a messenger RNA of Fomitiporia mediterranea MF3/22, 648 nucleotides long. RefSeq lists its product as uncharacterized. The transcript has 4 exons. The record is from RefSeq and is a predicted model, not a curated record. NCBI's taxonomy places the organism in Eukaryota, Fungi, Basidiomycota, Agaricomycetes, Hymenochaetales, Hymenochaetaceae. Bases 1 to 648 code for a protein of 215 amino acids.
AUGUUUCUCGUCAACAUCUAUCUUUUUGCAUCCUUUGGCCUCUCAGUGAAGCCCACUGAGACAAUGAACGUUCAAUCCGUCCAUUCGUUCAGCUUUCCAAGUUAUCCUCUGCGAUUAUUCAAGGGCGAGCCCACCUCGUUCUUGUCUCUGACUGGUCCAACACCAGCGCUAGCCGAUUGCGUAUUUGACGAAAGCUCGGCAUGGAUCGUGGAAGUCUGCAAACCUGGUAACUUUCUGAGCUGUUGUGCAGGACCUUCCCUCCCGUCGGAUCUUAAGCUCGGUUCCAUGAGUCACCAUAUGGUAGGCUUCAGUGAUUCCGUGACAUCGCCUCGUCGUCCGAAUGCUUAUGAGUUUCCAAUAAUUUUCGCAUUCAUCGCGACUGUAGCUUGCCCCGAUGAAGAGAUCCCUUGCGGUAUUGAAACAGAGCGAGUCCAUCCGGCUAUCACCGACGUUGUUGUAUGGACUCCCGACAAUAUCGUUCAACUCGCUGUUGCAUUGGAGGACGCUGUCGAGUUGCUGAUAUACACUUCGGAAGACUCGGACAAACGGCGGAUAGCGUUGGAGAGGCAUUAUCUAGCAGGAGCAGACGCUCAGCUGACGAUGGUCGAUUCCGAAGGUAGUGGACACAUUACCGACAUCCCGGACUAA